Populus nigra (black poplar) is the source of this 1594-nucleotide messenger RNA. RefSeq names its product peroxisome biogenesis protein 2-like. Gene Ontology annotation, molecular function: zinc ion binding. The transcript is spliced from 8 exons. NCBI's taxonomy places the organism in Eukaryota, Viridiplantae, Streptophyta, Magnoliopsida, Malpighiales, Salicaceae. Gene Ontology annotation, biological process: protein import into peroxisome matrix. The record is from RefSeq and is a predicted model, not a curated record. Gene Ontology annotation, cellular component: peroxisomal membrane. Bases 281 to 1372 code for a protein of 363 amino acids.
AAUAACUGCCACUACUUUCCCACAUCUCUGUUUCUUGUUGAACUUGUUAAAGAAAAACAGAAACAGAGUUGGUGUGGUGUAUGCCUGCAGACAGGAACUUGCCCAUCUCUUUGGUUUUAACUGUUUCCCAAAGUGCACAGCUUUAAUACCAUACCAUCAUCCAUACUCUCUCCCUCUCUCAAAGCUUCAAUUUUUGAAGCAAUCAGGAAGAGCACAAACCCUAGCAACCCAUCAUCAUCAUCUACUUCUUCAUCCAAAAAAAAUAAUAAAUAAAUAAAUAAUGGCUGCUCUUAAUCUUCGACAACCACCACCAGAGGAUGAAUGGGUUCACACUUAUCUAAGAUUGCUUCCUCAAUGGAAACCUCUUGCUCUUUCUCACCAGUCAAUGAUACCGAUUUCAAUAUCUAGAGUUAAUCAAUUUGAUGCUGCGAGAUUGGACAUUGAAAUGUCAGCUAUGUUAAAGGAACAAUUGGUUAAGGUCUUUUCUCUAAUGAAGCCAGGGAUGUUAUUUCAAUAUGAGCCGGAACUUGAUGCUUUCCUUGAGUUUCUCAUUUGGAGGUUCUCUAUCUGGGUAGAUAAGCCUACUCCAGGAAAUGCUCUCAUGGACCUGAGGUACAGAGAUGAACGUGCAAUGGAAUCAAGAGGAAAAGUUAGAACAGGUUUGGAAGGACCUGGACUGACCAUUGCACAGAAAAUUUGGUAUUGCAUUGCCACUGUUGGUGGUCAGUACACCUGGGCUCGCUUACAGUCAUUCUCUGCUUUUCGUAGAUGGGGUGAUUCUGAACAGAGGCCACUGGCAAGGCGUGCAUGGAUUUUGAUACAACGUGUUGAGGGACUUUAUAAAGCUGCUUCAUUUGGCAACCUACUAAUAUUUCUUUACACAGGACGAUUUAGAAACCUCAUUGAAAGAGUCUUGCAAGCAAGGCUUGUCUAUGGAAGCCCUAAUAUGAACCGAGCAGUUAGCUUUGAGUACAUGAAUCGCCAGUUAGUGUGGAAUGAAUUUUCGGAGAUGUUGCUGCUACUUCUACCUCUUCUUAACUCCUCGUCUGUUAAAAAAUUUCUUAGCCCAUUUUCAAAGGAUAAAUCUUCAAGCUCCAAAGUAGAUGAUGAUACUUGUCCAAUUUGCCAGGCAAUUCCAACAAUUCCAUUUCUUUCUCUUCCCUGUCAGCACAGCGUGGCUGAAUUUCCAGAAUGUGCAUCUCUACCCCCUCCCCCAAAAUCUGAUUUUUUUCCUGCUGCUAGGUACUGCUACUACUGCCUUAGAACACGAUGUGCUGCAGCUCCAUCAUUCCGCUGUCCCAGAUGUGGCGAGCCAGUGGUUGCUAUGCAGCGCCAUGGUGGUUUAGCUGGUAAUACAAAUCCGAACCAAUGAUUACUGUAGGGUGGUAGGAUGGAAUGGUAGAGUACUGUAUAAAAUAUGCCAAGAAAUAGGCAUACAAUAUAAUCAAGUGAUGACGUUUUUUCUGUAGAAGUAUUUACCCCCCUAAUCAAGUUGGGGAAUCAUUCUUUGCCAUCUUUAUGUGACCGUGAAUAUUCUUUUCAACGAUACCAUCAAUUCAUCAAAAACAAGGAUUAAAAUUUCUUUCUUGAUUAA